Molecule: messenger RNA, 1420 nt
Organism: Culicoides brevitarsis
Lineage: Eukaryota; Metazoa; Arthropoda; Insecta; Diptera; Ceratopogonidae
Gene: Drep4
Product: DNA fragmentation factor subunit beta
Exons: 3
Coding region: 94-1326 (410 amino acids)
Biological process (GO): apoptotic DNA fragmentation; apoptotic process
Cellular component (GO): cytoplasm; nucleus
Molecular function (GO): DNA endonuclease activity
Source: RefSeq, a predicted model, not a curated record
UGUUGCAUUCACGGCUUUUCAAUUGCAGUUGCAACACAAAUUAACUACAUUCCACAUCAAACAGGGAAAAAAUCAGGAAAACCCACUUCGACAAUGCUGGAUUUUGUCAAGAAACUCCAGAAGCCCCUGCAGGGCUACAAAGUGACGAAUCAAGAUAGAAGUCGAAAAGUGGGAAUCGCUGCCAACUCUCUCGACAUGUUAAGGUCAAAAGCUGAAGCAAAAUUCAAUCUCACAAACACUGCCAUUUAUCUCGCAGCCGACGGAACUGAAGUCGAUGCUGACUACUUCCAGACUUUACCUGAACAAACAGUAUUCAUUUGUGCUCCCAAAGACACGAAAAUCGAAACGGACUACGAUUUGCUCCUCACUUCCAUCAGCAAAACCGAAAUAGUUGACACGGGAAAGGCCAUUCAGUCGUUCAUCAAGGACGAUCGAGACCAUUUGGUGCAAGUUUUGUUGCAAGCCAAGCGCGAUUUUGACGAAAAAGUUGCUUGUAGCACACGGGACGAGCACGAAGAUUGGUUUCAAUCCUUAGAAUCUUCGGCAUUUACGAAAGAGGAGGUCAUGCGUCGUCGAUCUCAAGACAGAAUUCGAGGAUAUUUCUACAAAAUCAAGGAUGAACUUGUUCGAAGUGAGGUCUACAAAAAAAGUCCAAAGGGCAAAAAAAUUAUUUUAGACAUCUUGGAUGCAUGGAAACACUUACUGGCUGGAACAGAUUAUUUUUCCUGCAUGUUCGACCGGAGCUACGAUGCGAAACACGACGUUGUUAAAAACAACGAAUUCACCGACGAAAUCGAUGCUGCCCGAUUUUUGACGAAAAAACGUCGUAUCGAGAUGGAAAAUUUCAUCGCAAAAGACAAAAUGACAGAUUUACAAAAAUUACGUCUCUCCCUGUGCUCAAUUAAAGGCGAUUUUCGAUGUUUUGGCGAAUGGUCGAAAACAAUCUGCGAUUAUCAGAACCACACAAUUAAUCCGUAUGCAAGUCGGGAAAAUUUAAUUCUCUUCCAAACGUGGAAUUUGGACCAUCAAGCAGAGCUUUGUCGUACCGUGUUGCCGUCCCUCCUUGAAAAUCUCGAGAUUUUGUUGCAUGGCAAGGCAAUUUGUGAUCAACACAGAACGAAAGCGGUACAUGUUUCACUCCUCACGUAUUUUAAGGAGAUUUUUACCGUCGCCAACUUGAAAUUAGUGCACAUCGUUUGUCAUGACAAGGGCGGGCAUGAACUGAAAUCCAAUGGAAGACUCAUUUGCGUGAAAUGUAAUGAAUAUAAAUUUAUUCAAAAGUUGGAAAAGUUGAUUGAAAGCGGAAAAUGUGAUGGAGAAUUGUAAAUUGUUGUUGAGAAUUUAAAGUUUACAAAAAAAUUCGUUAAUAAAAAAAAAUGUUUUGAGAGUUGAAAUGAAGCAAAAAAAAAUUUUUUUUAUG